UCUGAGGGCCUGUUACCAAAUGGCUAUUUUGAUGUCAAUAAACACAAGUGUGAAAGUUAGAAUGAUCACAGGUCACCCAAGCUCAAGCUCUGAGCGACUAUGAUCUUGCGUAAGAGCGGGUAUGGCAAAAAAUAUGAGACUUUGUAUCAGAUAUUUACGAUCAGUGUUAGCUUUCUUUCACAAUGUCGUUCUUGUUGUCUGUUCGCAACCGAGGAAAUAAUAACUCGCUAAAUUCGCUUUAAAUCAGCAGAGUGAACAGACAACAAAAUAACACACCGAGAAAGAAAGAUAAGGCAUUUUUUAUUGAGAGCUUGCUAAUAGUCCUACCUCGUAACACCGAUCGCUAUUUCAUAAAUGUUCCCGAACAAAGUCUUGUAAAUUUUGCCAUGUUCGCUAUUACGUAAGAUGAAUCAUCGCACCCAGCUUGGCUUGGGCUGCCUGUGGAACAACCUCCCUCAAAUCAUGGUGGUGAAGGUAGAACACAGCGAAAUGCUAUUUAGACUACUCAAAGUGCUAUUUAGUACAGCUGAAGUGCUAUAAGGACUGGCGAAGUGCUGUUUUAGGUUUACCCAAGAGAUAACCGGAGUAAUAUUUAACGUCAAUACGGAAUCUGUACGGCCGUGUCACGCGGUUUUAGGCUAAUCACGUUAAUCUCAUUUGCGCGAUUUGCGUGCUGCCUGCAUGCACGGCAUAAAACGUUUGAUUAAUACUUGUUGACCUUUUAUCGUUUGCACCACCUUUCACUUCAUGUAAAACCGCCCAAGAUCCCCGGCCAAGAUCAGCAAUUACGGAAGUCUUUCGCGUGCUUUCGUGUGAAUAUAAACACAAUGAUGUCUCAUGUCAUGAUCAACGAGGGGAUAAUGGAUUUCAACACGAUGAGUGACGAUUUGUAGUGAUAUUUUCAGGCACCAGCUGUGCAGUCUCCGACCCGGGAUUCCAACUAAUAAGAAAAAAGUCAGGAAAGAAGGCAAAACACCAAAAUGUAGAAAGACAGGAGCCUCUCUGCAAGCUAGUCUAAAGUGUUAAGUUUGCUCGCGUCAGGUAUCGUUUGGCGAAAAUGAAUGGCUCAGCUCCGGAGAUCUAACUCACAAAAUUCCCAGCAAGAAUCUUUUUCGUUGUCGAAAUUUUUUUCCCUGCGUAAUAUUCAGCCAACAUGUGAUCGGAAGUAGCAGCCUUUCUAUUACUGCGAAGCCAUUGUUUCCUUGCAGAGUGCAAACUGCAGGGAAUGCCGUGAACUGCCCUGGGAAUGUAAAAUCUUACUCCGCCGGAAUAUUACAGAGAACAUGAUUGGUGGUUGAAUCUUCCUUUGGGUUUUCACUUAGCUUAUUUGGGUUAUAAACCGGGCGCUGAUUGGUCAAAUGCACGUGGUCAUAGCAUGAACCGUGGACUAUUUCGAAAGGGCUAGCCAAAUAUGGCGGAUGGAAAACCACAUAGGAUAAAAGGGUCCGUCACUGUGAAAAUUUUCGACAUUUAAAUCUCCCGUUGCAGUCUUAUCACAUAAAAAAAUACGAAAUUAUUUGCAAGUCAAAGUCUGACUGCCAACGUAAACAAUGGGAUUUGGUCGUCAAGAUACUGCCCCGGCUAUGGAGUUGCUUCAAUGUGUGAAUGGCGACCGGGCUUCAAAGUCGAACACACCAUCAGUUCCCUCGUCACCUUUGACACUGAUUGAAAAAAUCAACCAGAAGAUUGCCUCAGGUGAAAAAUUCUUCAGCUUAGAAUUUUUUCCUCCAAGAACACCUAAUGGAGCAGUAAACUUGAUUGCUAAGUUUGACAGGAUAUCUGUAGGAUGUCCUUUGUUUUGCGAUGUGACGUGGCAUCCCGCUGGAGACCCUGGCGGUGAUAAAGAGACAAGCUCUAUGACUAUCGCGAGUGCAGCUGUCAACUACUGCGGCAUUGACACCAUGUUGCAUAUCUCUUGCGCAAAUACUGUUAAAGCCACUGUGACCAAGCACUUGAUGAAAGCCAAGUCCUUAGGAAUCAGGAAUAUUCUUGCUCUCCGUGGUGACCCCCCAAAUGGUGAAGAGUGGCAGGCGCUUGACGAUGGUUUAGCUUAUGGCACAGACAUGGUUAAACACAUUCGUCAAGAGUUUGGGGACUGUUUUACUGUCUGUGUUGCCGGUUACCCUAACGGUCAUCCAGACUGCCCCAGUUACGAGGAAGAUCUUCAGCAUUUGAAAGAGAAAGUGGAUGCAGGAGCAGAUUUCAUUAUUACGCAGCUGUUCUUUGAAAACAAGACAUUCUUUAAGUUCCUACAAGAUUGUCGAGACAUUGGUAUCACCAUCCCAAUCAUUCCUGGAAUUAUGCCAAUUCAGGGUUACGCUUCACUGCGUCACCUUGUGAAGCUUUCGAGAUUAGAAGUUCCCCAGUGGAUUGUUGAUGCCAUUGAACCAAUCAAAGAUGACGAUGAGGCCAUACGUAAAUAUGGCGUACAGCUUGGAAUUGAAAUGGCUCGAGAACUCUUAGCACAUGAUCAAGUUCCUGGAUUGCAUUUUUACACCCUGAAUCGAGAAGUUGCCACCAAAGAAAUUCUCACAGCUUUGGGAUUGUGGUGCCAGGAUCCAGCUGCCAGUAGACCAUUGCCAUGGAAACCAUCGGCAAACAAAAAAAGGGUCUGUGAGGAUGUGCGGCCCAUCUUCUGGGCUUCUCGACCCAAGAGUUACUUGUACCGCACCUCAGACUGGGACGAGUUCCCUAAUGGCCGAUGGGGAAACUCGUCGUCACCAUCCUUUGGCGAAUUGGAGGACCAUCACUUGUUUUAUUUGAGAAGCAGGAGCAAGAAAGAUGACUUGCUGAAAAUGUGGGGUGAAGAACUGCGAAGUGUGGAAGAUGUGUUUGAGGUGUUCAAGUGUUACAUCUCAGGAGAGGAAAACAGAUAUGGAGUGAAGGUUAAGUCUCUGCCAUGGAAUGACGAUACAGUUGCUCCAGAAACAGCACUGAUCAAAGAAAAGCUAGAAUUCUUAAACAGCAAGGGAAUUUUGACAAUCAACAGUCAACCUCAUGUGAAUGCCGCUCCAUCAAGUGACCCUCUGGUUGGCUGGGGAGGAAGUGGAGGUUACAUCUAUCAGAAGGCAUAUCUGGAGUUCUUCACCUGCAAAGAAGUUGUUGAUGCCUUACUGGAAGUUUUAAAGGAGUAUCCGCAGGUCAACUAUCAUGUCGUAAACUGUGAGGGCUCAGUUAAUGUGACCAAUGCAGAUACGCUUUCCCCUAUCGCUGUCACAUGGGGAGUAUUUCCUGGAAAAGAGAUUGCUCAACCAACAGUUGUUGAUCCAAUCAGCUUUGAUUCGUGGAAAGACGAGGCAUUUGACCUUUGGCAGCAAAGGUGGGGCAAACUCUACCUUGAAGGCUCGCCAUCAAAACUUGUCAUUGAUGACAUUUGUAAGAACUACUAUCUUGUCAACUUAGUAGACAAUGACUUUGUCAAAGGAAACUGCUUGUGGGAAACACUCGAGAAAACGGUGCAUCUAAGAGAAAGGACAUCACAGAGUGAACCUGCAGAAGUGAUUCAGUAAAGAAGAAGGAAUUAACUGGAAAUAGCAGUUUCAUUAGGAAUGCGGAUUUGUGUGUGUGAUUGCUUUUUACAAGCACAACAGCUUUGUGAAUGACAUUUUGGUCUGUGUGGCUUCCAUUCUUGAUUGUUUAUGGAUGUGGACGUCUAGAAAAAUGUAAAAUGAAUUUGAGGAAAACUGAAGAGUGACAGCUUACAAACACUACACCAAUCGCAGAAAGUGGAUCUAAAACCUCUGAGCUAUACUCUACUUGCCAGUGCAAGUGUGAAAUUGUCACUGUAACCAAGUUACUGAAUGAGAGAAUCUUAAGGUAUGGUGAAGUAGUUUUUAAAUGCCCAGCUGUAAGUUAUAAUCAAGGCAUUUAUUUAGACUUAACCACCUUGCAAUUAAAUACAAGUUAUUUUAUAACCAGUUGAAGUACAUCAAUUGUAACAAUUUUGUACCAACUACAUAAAUAGAAGGACAUUUUAUAGAAAAAUUAUAACUGAUUUUUAUCACUAAGGCCGAUUUUCUAUUUGCAAAAAAAUUCUUGUUGGAUAUUUACUUGCAUGUAAGUGUAUUUAUUCGGUGCUGUCUUUGGGGAACAUAUUAUCAGAAUUGAGUAAUAUAAUCAUUACUGUUGUGCAGUUUAUAGAGAGUGCAAUAAUUUUCUUGCCAGAUGUACAGAAUACAAGUGUAAGUGUAAGUGUCAAUAUUAACACCUUAAUUGAAAGGGCAUUAUAUAUUCAGGCAAACUAUUUUGGAGAUUUUUUCCUUUUAAUUUGAGUCAAUCUUUUGACAAAAUAAGUUUUUCUUUUUAUGCUCAAUGAGCGGGAAAGAUUUCAGGCUGUUCAAUUUUUAGUUCUUGAUUGAGCAUUCAUCUGUGCAGUAAAAAGCAAAGAAUCGCCCAAUAUGGUGUGGCCUCCUUGGGCUCAUCGCACAAUUUUGGAAGAUUGCGUGACGAGCGCCAAGAACAUCUAAAUAUAGUGUGGCCUAGCUAGAAACACGCAUGUCACUCCAUGGCUUGUUACUGAGUUAUCUUCAAUCCAAUUUCUCCCUAACAAAUUCAUAUGGAGUCAGCUUGUGGUUGAUGAGAAUUAAGAGAAUGAUCAUGAAAGAGGAAAAACAUUCCUCCUUGCAACAAAUUUGUUGCCUUUCACCAGAAAGGAAAAUUGAAAAGUUGAACUACCAAGUUUAAACUUGUUCUAGGAUUUUGGUCAACAGUGGAAGAAUUGUAUUCCCUUAAUGAUAAUUUUCUUAAUUCUUGUCACCUAUUUGUUACACAAUGUUAUGAGACUGUAAGGAGACAUUAGAUGUUGAAAACUGGCUAAAAUGGCAUCUCAAAAGUAGUUUUUACGACAGCUUAUAUCCAGUAGAAAUUUUUAUGAAUCUGCAAUGUAUUUAAUUGAAACAAAUCAAUAUUGUUGAACCUUAAGUUAACUUCAAGUACAUUAUUAAGAGUAAAUUUGGGAAUUAUAAAAACUGAUUGUCAGGGAAAAUAAACUACCAUGAAUAAAAACCAUUCACUGUGA
Orbicella faveolata is the source of this 5017-nucleotide messenger RNA. Its product is annotated as methylenetetrahydrofolate reductase (NADPH)-like. Gene Ontology annotation, cellular component: cytosol. Gene Ontology annotation, molecular function: FAD binding; methylenetetrahydrofolate reductase [NAD(P)H] activity. The record is from RefSeq and is a predicted model, not a curated record. Lineage: Eukaryota; Metazoa; Cnidaria; Anthozoa; Scleractinia; Merulinidae. Gene Ontology annotation, biological process: tetrahydrofolate interconversion.